AUGGGAACAUGUUGCGGUACGCAGGGUUAAUUGUAAAUUGUUAUGCCAAAUUUUGAACUAUCUUUCCUGAGUGUCUACACCUAAAAAGCUAUUUUAAUCCAAAGGGCUUACAGAUGUAUUUUUGGUUUAAAGAAUAAAUAGAGUUCAAGAAUCGAAAGAGACGACCUACAGUUCCAGUAUCUAUUACAAACGACAGCUAGAGAAGUCAUUAGGAGCCUAUUGAAAUUGCAAUUGUUCAUUAGUAACCUUAAGAUGAAGUUGCAUAGAUGGAAUAGAUAAAAGAAGUCCCUAUUAUUGUAGAUCAUUCUCCUCCUGAUGGCAUCAAAGUUGAGAGAAAAUAGAGUGAAUAUCCUGCAUCGAUCAAUUCUUUAAUAUUUCGAAUCGGGAACUUUAAUUAUAAAGAGUAUUUAAAGAAGGAAAGCUAAAACUAUGAGGAGGAAGAAUUGAGUGCAACUUUUUUAGACCCAUAUUUACUUGCUGAUGGAACAAUAUAUUUAGGCUAAUGGAAGUUGGGUAAAAGACAUGGAAAAGGCAGAGCAAUUUUUCAAGACAAAAGUGUAUAUGAGGGUUUUUGGAAAAAUGAUUAAAUGGAUGGUUAUGGAAGGUUGAUUUUUGUGACUGGAGAUUAUUAUGAAGGAGAAUUCAAGGACAAUAAAGCGAAUGGAUUUGGGAAAUAAGUGACUUCAUUAGGGUAUUCUUAUGAAGGCUAUUGGGUUAAUGAUAAAUAAUAAGGAGAUGGGAACGAAAAGUUUUCAGAUGGAACAAAUUUCAAAGGAAAAUUUGUGGAUGGAAACAAAACAGGUUUCGGAGAAUUUGUUUUUUCAGAUGGAUCCAAGUAUUAGUUCAGCUAAAAAAAGGUAUAAGGGUUCAAUUGUUAAUAAUAAAUUUAAUGGAAAAGGAGUGUUUAAUUUUCCAGAUGGUCGUAAAUAUGAUGGAUAGUGGAAGGAUAAUUAAAUGGAUGGAUAUGGGACAUUUACUUGGCCAGAUGGUAGAUGCUAUGAUGGAUAUGUAAAUUUUAUUAUAAUGAUUAGUAUGUGAAAGAUAAAAAACAUGGAUUUGGGGACUUCACAUAUACCGAUGGAUCAAUGUAUAAAGGCAAUUGGGUUGAUGGCAAAGAACAUGGAUAAGGAACUUUCUAUUCAAAAAGUGGAUUAUAUAGAGAAGGGGAAUGGAUCAAUGGUAAAAGAGUAAAAUGGACUUCUUCAUACUAAACUUCCUGA
Messenger RNA from Paramecium octaurelia, 1220 nucleotides. NCBI's taxonomy places the organism in Eukaryota, Ciliophora, Oligohymenophorea, Peniculida, Parameciidae. The record is from the annotation of a GenBank genome assembly.